AAAUCCUUCACUAUAGUGGCAAAAAGAAAAGACCGUACGAUUCCCGGUCGUCGCGAUUGUAGUGAAGCAGAUUCGCCAUGGAUACUCAGCAAAGGAGGACGGAAACUGGCCAGCGCCCACCGCCGUCUCCGCCCGGAGGAGAUUUCUCUUCCAUUAUUGCCGUUUUCGCUAUUUUUCUCGCCAUCGCCACCGUGGUUAUGUCUCCCACAUCCAUUCUGCACCAAGUUCCUGAAGGUCAUGUUGGAGCAUAUUGGAGAGGCGGUGCACUUCUAAACACAAUUAAUGAGCCUGGUUUUCAUCUGAAGUUGCCUUUCAUCACCCACUAUGAGCCUGUUCAAGUGACCCUUCAAACAGACCAGGUGAAGGAUAUACCAUGUGGUACAAAAGGAGGUGUCAUGAUCACCUUUGAUAAGAUAGAAGUUGUUAAUCGGCUGCGUAAGGAUUAUGUGUAUGAGACUUUGUUGAAUUAUGGUGUGGACUAUGAUAACACAUGGAUAUACGACAAGAUCCAUCAUGAGAUCAACCAGUUCUGCAGCUCUCAUUCGCUUCAGCAAGUCUACAUUGAUAUCUUUGAUCAAAUAGAUGAAAGAAUGAAAGAUGCUCUUCAAGCUGACUGCACACGUUACGCUCCAGGAAUAGAGAUCAUUAGUGUCCGUGUUACAAAGCCAAAAAUCCCAGAGAGUGUAAGGCGGAACUUCGAGCAAAUGGAAGAGGAACGCACAAAGGUUUUGAUUGCUAUGGAGAAGCAGAGAGUUGCUGAGAAAGAGGCUGAAACAAAGAAAAUAAUGGCCAUUAGUGAGGCUGAGAAGAAUGCCAAAGUUAGCAAGAUUCUGAUGGAACAGAAGCUGAUGGAGAAAGACAGUGCCCGGAGAGAAGAAGAAAUCGAGAAUCAGAUGUACCUAGCUCGUCAAAAGAGCCUUGCAGAUGCUGAUUACUAUCGUGUACUCAAAGAAGCUGAAGCAAACAAGAUGAAGCUUACCCCCGAAUUUCUUGAGCUCAGAUUCAUCGAGGCCAUCACCAACAACACUAAAAUAUUCUUCGGCGACAAGGUACCAAACAUGGUAUUUGAUCAAAGAUUGCUAGGGAACUUGCUCAAAAAUGCAGCCGAUGAUGGGAACUCGCAAGUGGUGGGGACAAACACGCAAAAAGCUGUCUGAAUCGAAACAAACUCAGUACCCAAAAGCCUCAAAACUCAGUUUCAUAAUCUGUACAAGUGGUGUACGUAUUUACGUCACUACAACUUCAUCCUCCACUUCCUAGUAACGUAUCAUCUUAUAUGUGAACACAAAGAAACCUACAGUGACUAGAUUUUUGCAUGUAGCUUAUUAUUAUUCAGUUCCAAUAUAACAAAAGAAGUUUUUU
This is a messenger RNA of Tarenaya hassleriana, 1362 nucleotides long. Its product is annotated as erlin-1. Gene Ontology annotation, molecular function: cholesterol binding; ubiquitin protein ligase binding. Gene Ontology annotation, cellular component: endoplasmic reticulum; endoplasmic reticulum membrane. The record is from RefSeq and is a predicted model, not a curated record. Bases 78 to 1157 code for a protein of 359 amino acids. Lineage: Eukaryota; Viridiplantae; Streptophyta; Magnoliopsida; Brassicales; Cleomaceae. The transcript is spliced from 9 exons. Gene Ontology annotation, biological process: SREBP signaling pathway.